Messenger RNA from Impatiens glandulifera, 1353 nucleotides. RefSeq names its product UDP-rhamnose/UDP-galactose transporter 2-like. Gene Ontology annotation, cellular component: Golgi apparatus. The coding region runs from base 223 to 1302 and encodes 359 amino acids. Lineage: Eukaryota; Viridiplantae; Streptophyta; Magnoliopsida; Ericales; Balsaminaceae. Gene Ontology annotation, molecular function: UDP-galactose transmembrane transporter activity; antiporter activity. The transcript is spliced from 5 exons. The record is from RefSeq and is a predicted model, not a curated record.
AGAAGAAGAAUCUGUACGCAAAGUUUUCACUUGUUUAUUCUUUCUUUCUCCAUCGCCGCCGCCGGAAAUCUCGUCCCAGAUCCAAAGGAAACACUCGCGUAAACUAGACAUUAUGUAAUCAGUGAAGAAGGAAUGGGUCUUUCUUCAUUUUCAUCCUCAGUUUUCAAAUAAUCUAUAUCCCCCCUGCAUCCACCUUCCUUGAUAAUCAUUCAUUCAAAAGAGAUGGCGGAGAAAGAUUCAUCUUCUUCUUCAUCAUCUUCAUCGUCCUCUGUAUCGGAUGUCGGCGCUUGGGCGAUGAACGUAAUCAGCUCCGUCAGUCUUAUAAUGGCAAACAAACAACUCAUGUCUGCCGGCGGCUAUGGUUUCACUUUUGCCACAACAUUAACGGGUUUCCACUUUACAAUGACGGCCUUAAUCGGACUGAUUUCAAAAGCUGCCGGUUAUUCCGAAUCAACCCAUAUCCCCUUUUUUGAACUUUUAUGGUUCUCUUUAGUCGCCAAUAUGUCAAUUGCAGGAAUGAAUUUCAGUCUCAUGCUUAACUCAGUUGGGUUUUAUCAGAUUUCAAAAUUGAGCAUGAUUCCUGUGGUUUGCGUAAUGGAAUGGAUCCUUAACGGUAAACAUUACACUAAACAAGUCAAAUCAGCCGUCGUUAUCGUCGUCGCCGGCGUCGGCGUUUGCACUGUAACUGAUGUCAACGUUAAUGGAAAAGGUUUCUUCUUCGCCCUUGCCGCCGUUCUCUCCACUUCAUUUCAACAGAUCUCAAUUGGAUCUUUACAGAAGAAAUACUCGAUCGGAUCAUUUGAAUUGCUAAGCAAAACAGCACCAAUACAAGCCAUUUCUCUCAUCGUUUUCGGUCCAUUCCUUGAUUCAUUCCUGACGGGUCGAUCUAUAUUCAACUAUCGUCUCUCUUAUGGAGCUCUCAUGUUCAUUCUGCUGUCGUGUUUGUUAGCGGUAUUCUGCAAUAUGAGUCAGUAUCUGUGUAUAGGUCGUUUCUCGGCGGUUUCAUUUCAGGUUUUAGGGCAUAUGAAAACAGUGUUUAUUCUUGUAUUGGGUUGGUUACUUUUUGAUUCGGAAUUGACGAUGAAGAAUGUUGUUGGAGUGGCGGUGGUAGUUGUCGGAAUGGUAUUGUAUAGUUGGGCUGUAGAGGCCGGAAAACAAGAUGAUGCUCUGAAAACCACCGCCGGCAAACAAAACAGCUUAUCGGAAGAUGAUGUAAAGCUGUUGAGCGAGAGGAUCGAGGAGGACGAAGAUGAUGAUGAUCAUAAGGUAGUUAAAGAUAUUGAGCUUGGCCAAUCCAAAUAGUAAAUGUUUUUGAAUUAACAUUUUGUUUCUUCUUCUAAGAAGAAUUAUUGG